Messenger RNA from Coffea arabica (coffee), 1570 nucleotides. RefSeq names its product ubiquitin-conjugating enzyme E2 14-like. NCBI's taxonomy places the organism in Eukaryota, Viridiplantae, Streptophyta, Magnoliopsida, Gentianales, Rubiaceae. The record is from RefSeq and is a predicted model, not a curated record.
UUUUUAUUAUUUUUGUUUAGCAUAUUUUUUUAUGCUAUUCACAAUUUUUAGAAUAUUAAAUAUUUCAAAAUUUGUGUCUUGUUGAGACUACUACCGAUAUGCCGAGACAGAUGUCGAACGGUUUGGGCCAUGACUUUGAACCAUGGUAUACACCUUUGCAAAGUUGUUUCUUAAUUAUUUGAGUUCCCAAUUUGGAUUCGGAGUGUCGAACAAUUGAAUUAACAUUCCUGUAAGGAGCAUUCAUUUCUUGAUUUGGAAUAGGAUCAAGCUUUCCUUCAUUUACCCGUUUCCAGGAAGGAAAAAAUUAAGUUUGUUUGUUUGCUUCAUCAUUGGCUCUUUUGCCUCUUUGUAUUAGAAGUCUCGUUAUAUUUAACUAAUCCUCUAUAAUAAGGGAAUUAACAUCAGUUCUCGGGAAGAAAGUUGUUUUUGCAUAUGCUUAUAAAACAUGCUACGUAAUUAACUUGGUAGAGUUAUCUCACGUCUUUUACAAAUUUCCUCUUCGUUGUCCUCCUUUUUCGGGUUUCUAAAUAUUCGAAAAAAUUUAGUGAUAUAUUAGAAAACCCUCAUUGGCUGUAACCUUAAAAUAUCCUCUCUCUUUUCUACUGUUCUUCUCUAUUGGCUUUGUCAUGGAGCCACAGGCAGCUCCUCCUUCACAAGCAAGCCUUCUGCUUCAAAAACAGCUCAAAGAUCUUUGCAGGAAUCCGAUAGAAGGAUUCUCAGCGGGUUUGGUGGAUGAGAGCAAUAUGUUUGAAUGGAGUGUUACCAUCAUGGGGCCUCCUGGUUCACUCUACGAUGAAGGCUAUUUUAAUGCCAUUAUAAGCUUUCCAAAGGAUUACCCCGUCAGCCCUCCAGCAGUGAAAUUUACAUCGGAGAUAUGGCAUCCAAACGUAUAUCCUGAUGGAAAAGUUUGCAUGUCGAUUCUUCAUCCGCCCGGUGAUGAUCCAUACGGCUAUGAGCAUGCAACUGAGCGCUGGAACCCCCUUCAUACCGUUGAAAGCAUAGUCCUGAGCAUCAUAUCGAUGCUUUCUAGCCCGAACGACGAGUCUCCUGCGAAUGUGGAUGCUGCAAAGGAGUGGAGAGGCCAGAGAGACCAAUUCAAGAAGAGAGUGAAGCGUUGUGUUAGGAUGUCUCAGGAGAUGUUGUGAAAUUAUGCGUGCAGUUUAAGAUAUUACAGUUGAUUAGGCACAUACAUUGAGGUUUCUUUUGCUAUCUUGAUAACUAAAAAGCACUACUUUGCCUUGUUUUUCUUCUAUAUGAAUGGAGAUUCUUUUGCACUUGGUUAUUCUUGAUAUAUUAUGGGUUAUUUAUCAUGUUCAUGUGUAUGCUGUUUCUGCUUUUCAAGUUCAAAGUUUAAUUCAACAAUGAUAAUACAAUCUUGUUAAUGCCCUCUCAGAGGAGCAGACCAGGUCUAAAAGUGUCUUUAACUCUGAAACGAAAAAUACAGGUCCACUCGAAAGGAUAUAAUUGAAAAUCAAGAAUUACUGCUAAAUUCAUGCCUCCUGAAUAGCUAGUUUUGCAUGGCUAAAGAGAUCAUUGGGCUGUUCCAUUUAAAUAAUUGACUGCAUCACAA